GUUGGUGUAGGUUGGGGUAGAAAGCGCGUCACUUGAGAGUGAGAAAAUUCUCUCACGAGAGCGAGAGAGAGCUUAAAGCUCACUUUUUGGCGUGCUUUUUGCCACACCAACCUAGUGCCGCCGUUUUAUCGGUCAUACCAGUUGAAAUUCAACCUCCGUGCGUGACGGUAAGACUUUCCAGGUGCACCAGAAGGAAUUCCAUUUAACACAAAAAAAAUUCACCGGAAAAAAGCUCUGUGGAUUAAUAUUCUUAAAAAAAAUGAUUUUAGGAACUGUGUGUGUGAGGAAAGUUUUUCAAUAUCAAACCCCCUUUGAAUUUCAAUUUGCCCUUUAAAGUGCUUUAAUGGAUUUCAUCGUACAACCUGUUGAACUACAAAUUGAGCUCUUUUGGAUUUAUAAAGAACUUUCCAUUCUUUGAGCUUUGUGCUGUAACUUGGCGAUUUUUUUCUUUGUGUAGUUGAGGCAGUUGAAGGGGAGAAUAGAACGUGAAGAAAAGGUUUCUUUAACCAUCAUCAAUGUGUUAAAGUUUGCAACAAAAGUGUGCACAAUAGAAAGGACUUUGCUGAAGAAAAAGAUGUUUUUGUGCCAAAGUUUUUGAAGAAAAUCAACAGAAGAAAAUUCUCAAAAUGAUGUAACUUUAAAAGUCUCUCGUGAGUUUGAUUGAGAAAAACACAAGUGAUUUGAAAAGACUUCUUAAGAACUGAAGAAAACACGGGCACAUUGUGUUUGUGAAACGUUAAAGGCACAAAAAAGGGAAGCCUUUUAAAAAAAGGCAUCAAGGGCAACUUCCAAGGAGCAGCUUAAUCUGUGCCUAAAAACAGAUGGAUAAUUUUAACAUCCACGAGGGCUUGUCCUGGAGCACGUGAACAGAGAAGAAGGACUAAGCUGCAUUAAGAGACUUCCCGAAGUAAUUCCACCUCAGCCAUGCAUAUCGUCGUUAUUAAGUACAUCCAACUGUUUUGCCUCACGGUCUUUGUCACCAAUAACAUCAACUGUGAUCAACUCAUGCUCCAAAAUGAACAUGAAGACCGUACAUUGUACUAUGCUGUUGGUUGCACAUCAAAUUGCUUAAGAAAUAAUUCAUCUGAGAGCUUAUCCUCAUGCUAUGAAGAGUGCUUCCCACGUGGGCAGAUCGAUAGUAAUAAGCAUGAAUUGACCAAUGCCAGCGACACCUUCUCCCUGAGACUCCUCUGUCGCGACGACACGAGCCUAACCCUGGAGGUGGUCAAUGGAUCCACGGAGGAAACGGAAAUAGUCCAGACGGUGGCACAUUCUAAAUGGCGCACAAGGGGAAUGGAGUUUUCGUCAGUCCCAUCUAAUACUACAACGAGUAAAAUUAAUGGAAAUUCAGCGCGCGGUUCAAGGUUCCAACCCUGCGACUAUUGCCUGUAUUUGCUGAAAGUUCAAGAAACAGGCAAUCACUUUGCCGAAAGAACUGUCUAUUUGUCGAACAGUUCGAUGAUUGAAAUAACGAACUUGGAACCAAAUAGAAGGUACAACAUUUCCGGGACUGUAAUCAACAGGUUCUUUGAGUAUGCCUACAUUGGGAAGAUUUACAAUUUUAGCACUCUCAAGCAGGACUACACCCCGUUGGAGAUCAAAAACUUUGUUCUCGAACGAUAUGAACCACAGACGGAGAAUCAUUCGCAUUUAAAUGCUCUCAUCACGUGGCGUCCUACAACGGAUUACAUUUGCUUCUACGAAAUCAUGUGGUACCUGCCCACAGAAACAUUCAUCCGGGUUAAGAACAAAGAUAUAAAUGAGACCGAUCCUUACUAUAAAUUCUGGAUACCAAAUCUACCAUUUGGAAGUAAUUUCACAGUCUCCAUUCGAGGCAAGAACAUCAAGGAUCCAUCCCGAGAGCCCUCCCACAAUUGGAUUGUCAAUCAAACGCCCACAUGCCUCGAGUGGUACAACAAUAGUUUAGAAAUGUGUGCCCCACCUGCGCCAAAUAAAAUUGAGAGUGAAGAAGAACUCGUGGACAAUAAUGUGUACAACAUUAAUGUAACGUGGGAGCAUCCGCAAGUAGUUCCAGAUUACUACACCGUAAACAUAUCAGAUGGGGAUGACAAUACAUCCCUCGACAGAUCUCUCAAUGUAUCCGGGGACAGUACGUGGGCAUAUUUUUCAAGUGUACGCAUUGUGGGGGUGCAGUAUGGAAUUUCCGUGGAGACACAUUCUGCUGGUGGAUCAGCCGUGACAAAGGGGAGCAAGUUUUUCGAUAAAAAUUUGCGCGUAUCGGAAAAUUUGGGAUUUUUCACGCUUAUCCUCCUCACGUUAACUCCAAUUGCACUCAUCACCAUCACAGGAGUGGUGGCUGUGGUGUUCUUCCAUCGAAGGGCAAAGCUCAAACGCAGCGAAAAGCGUCGGAGGUACUUUGAGGAUCUGGAGCAGAAAGCCCCAAUUGAUCCAAAUUCCAACUUUGACAUCAAACACAGCGUCUUUGGGAGUGGGAUGACUCUCAAUAUGAGUGAAGUUGAUAUGAUUGGAUUUGCUAAUGAUAAGCUCGAAGUCAGAAGGGAUCAGGUCACGAUACUCGAUGUCCUGGGUGAGGGGGCAUUUGGGCUUGUGCGCAAGGGUAUUGUGAAAUUUGAUGAUGGUACAGAGAAACCCGUGGCAGUGAAAAUGCUUAAAAAAAGUCCAAAUUCGGAUGAAAUUAAGGAGUUUAAGCAAGAAAUUGAGGUGAUGAAGUCCGUGGGAGCGCAUCCAAAUAUAGUGGGACUCAUUGGGCAUUGUACAAGAGAUAUUCAUAAAAUGAUGCUCCUGACAGAAUUCUGCAGUAAAGGAAAUUUACUCAACUAUCUGAGAGUGGAAUGGGUUCGCCUAUCGCAGAUCCAUCUAGAGCUGAUGCAUCAGAUAAAUGAAAAAAUCUCUCCAAGCCACACACCUGCAUUGGAGAAGCAAAAGUGCCCAGAGAGCAUUUUCAAUUUUGAUACAUCCUUUGGGGAUAAAACAUUUAGGAAUUACAAAAAUGUUAUUGAUGGUACGGAUCACUAUGAGAAAAUCCCAGCUGAUUGCGUGGAUCAGGAAGGGAAGGGUGCAAAGGUGGCAUCAUGUACGAAUGCCUGCAGGUGCUUUGUGGAAAUUCUGGAAUCGAGCAGGGAGCAACUAAAGGAUGCCAAUCUCAAUGAUUUAAAUACACCAUCGCGAUUGCGGAAGUGUACUGUGAAAAUUAAGGAUUGUGACUGCAAUCACACUGCAUCCGAUGCACCCAGAAUACCAAAUGCCGUUGAGAAUCGCAGCUACAACGGCAUCCUGGCAAAUGGAACUCUCUGGGCGGCAUCACGGAGGCAGAGUGGGUGCGAGAGUACCCCCAAGAAUCUCACCAAAAAGGACCUUCUUCACUUUGCACGACAAGUUGCCGUUGGAAUGGAAUUCUUGGCAUGCAAUAAGGUCGUUCAUCGAGACUUGGCAGCUCGAAAUGUGCUCGUGUGUGAGGACAACAUUGUGAAAAUUUCCGAUUUUGGCUUGAGCAGAGAUGUCUAUCAGGAGAAUAUGUACAAGAAGGUGGGGAAUGGGAAGCUCCCGAUCAAGUGGUUGGCCCUUGAAUCUCUCACGCAUCAAGUCUACACGAGUCAGAGCGAUGUAUGGUCCUAUGGGGUGCUCUUGUAUGAAAUCCUCACACUCGGUGGGAACCCAUACCCCUCUGUGCCCACCAAUCGCCUCCUGAAGCUCCUCAAAUCGGGCUAUCGCAUGGAGAAACCAGGAAAUUGCGGACCACAACUGUACGAACUGAUGCUGUCGUGUUGGAUGACCAACCCCAAUGAGAGACCCAAUUUCAGUGGAAUUGUAACGAAGCUCGAUCACCUCAUGACCGAACUACCGGAACAUGAACCCAUCGAUCCAGAGAAUUUGAGGGAAUCCAAGGAAAAAUCCACGACGGGGGAGUCCUACUUGAAACCCUUAUAGUAUUACUCGUACAAUCGCCAUUCCGUGGCAUCGUCAUCCACAUGAGCCCAUGAUGAUGAAUAAACUAAUCCAGAUGAUUGGUUCAGGAGGGAAAGAUCAAGAGAUUUGAAAAUAUCUAUAUUUUUUGUGGAUUUACACUGAAUCUCAAAGAAAUUUAUUAAUAUUAAGGAAGAAGAAAAAAGAAUUAAAAAUGAAAAUUUUGGCUGUUUCUCCGUGUGACUUGUAGUGCAACCAUUCCAGCAAAGGAGCUCGCUGGGGCCUCAAUAAGGUUUCACCUGCAGCUGAAUCCCAUUGGAAUCAUACAUAUAUUUUAGAAUUUUUUUUGUACAAAAGGAUUUAUAAAAAAUCCUUAAAAAUUGUGAGAUAAAAAAAGAAAAAAAUAUUCUUGUAAAAGAAUUCUUUAUGAAUGUAAAUAAGUUGAGGAAUAAUAAGAAAUAUAUUUGCAGAGUUGUCCCUUUUA
Messenger RNA from Lutzomyia longipalpis, 4369 nucleotides. RefSeq names its product tyrosine-protein kinase receptor torso (gene tor). NCBI's taxonomy places the organism in Eukaryota, Metazoa, Arthropoda, Insecta, Diptera, Psychodidae. Gene Ontology annotation, cellular component: signaling receptor complex. The record is from RefSeq and is a predicted model, not a curated record. Gene Ontology annotation, molecular function: ATP binding; transmembrane receptor protein tyrosine kinase activity. Gene Ontology annotation, biological process: cell surface receptor protein tyrosine kinase signaling pathway; positive regulation of kinase activity; multicellular organism development. Bases 925 to 3909 code for a protein of 994 amino acids. The transcript has 15 exons.